UUCAUCCAAUUCACCUUCUUCAACCAUGUCUGGAAAGAGGAGAACAGUGAGAACAAAGUCCAUUGUAGAAGGAGAGGCAUAUGACAUGCUGUUAGCGAAUCAUCCUGAACUGAAACCUACUCUAAGAGACUUCGAUCAAGUCAUGGUCAAGCUUCAAAACAUGAACAAAAUUACCGAAGAGAUGUAUCCACAAAUAUAUGAACUACUUGAUAAAAAAAUAGAUGAUCCAUUUCAAGAUAACCAACAGCUGGAGCAGAGACUGGCGAUGGGAAAUUACUUGGCCAAAAAGGGAUUUGUCCCUCAUUUAGUGGAUGUAUACCAGGCUGUCUGGUCUAAUCAUGACCUCGAUUAUUUUGAUGAUGACUUGGAAGAGGAGCAUUCCGAAUCAGAAUUCUUCAAACUUCUAACACUUAUCAGGACAAUCUUAUGGAAUUAUGCUGACGGGAGUUCCAAAUUUGCCGAAGCCAUUGUAAAUGACACACAGUUUUUUCAAUAUCUGACGGAAGAUUUAUUAGCUGUGAAGGAUGAUCUGGAAGAACUAGAAGACGAAAUUACGAAUGAAAACCACUUUCCAUUUAACUCCACUCUUGGAAUACUCAACAACUGUGCUCGAAAUGCUUCUACAAAAGAUGUUUACAGUAUCAAGCGCUUGUCCAAGAAGGAUGAAAAAGAGUCAAGGGAUAUUAACAUGGUUGAAAUUCUAGAAGAUCUGUUAAAAACAGACAUAACGUAUGUAAAGCUGGUUGUUCUCUUGGCCUUAUCGUACAUGGUAAACGAAGAACAAAAUAGACAAAUCACGGCCGAUGAAUCUAUCUUUGACUUUAUACUUGACAUGGUCCACAAAGCUGAGAAAGCAAAGGAUCGCAGACAAUGGGGCUUUUCUAUCCAUGAACUCAUUAAUGGUUUGGCAAAAUUGGCCAAAAACGAUGACAACAAAACAACCAUCAUGAAAAAAGGGGCUUUUGAUACCCUUAAACGAGUUUUAAAACAAGGAAAUGAAGCAGAACAGAUUGCAGUUGUCAAUGUUAUUUGGGAGUUGUCUUUUGCUAAAAAGAAUAAAGAACGAUUUAAGAAUGACAAAGAAGUUUGGAAAACACUUCAAAGUCUGUAUAAUAGCGAUAGCAAGGAAUUAUCGAAGGCGGCUCAGGGAGCAUGUUUCGUUAUCAAUGAGGGACAAGAUGCGGCUAAGAAGAAGAAAAAGGUAAAACCAGAGGAAAAAGAGGAAGAAUCCGCUAUUGCAGGACAUAUUAUGCUAAGCUAUAAUUGGGCAAACCAGAAAGUUCUUUUACAGAUUAGGGAUCGUCUUCAAGAAAAAGGCUUCACGGUUUGGAUGGACGUUGACAACAUGGAAGGUUCGAUUCUCGAAGCCAUGGCUCGUGCAGUGGAAGAUGCAAGAAUUAUACUGGUUUGUUACUCCGAGAAAUACAAAGACAGUCAAAAUUGUCGAACAGAGGCAGAAUACGCUUACUCACAAAAGAAGGAAAUUAUUCCGCUUCUGAUGGAGAAAGGUUACAAAGCAACUGGAUGGUUGGGCGCCAUGAUAGGAGCUAAAUUGUUUUACGAUUUCAGCGGCAAAUACGAUUUCGAAAGAAAAUUGGGAGAACUUUUAGCCGCAAUAUCUGGAAAAAUUCAUCCACAGAAGACGAAGACAUUGUCAACCAUUCAAGAGCAUGCUGUUUCAACCCUGUUACCGUCAUCUGACGAUAGCAUUGUCUUGCUGGAUUGGACAAGACAAGAUAUUGAGAAAUGGCUUGGUGACAAUCAAUUAAUGGCAUUUUCUGGAUUGAAAAAUCUUUCUGGCAAACAACUUGUUUUUCUUUAUAAAUUAUUCCGAAGGGCCCCUGAGUAUUUCUACAGAUGCAUUGAAGAAAAAUUAGGAAUGAAAAGUCUUGAAGAUUUGAUGAAAUUCAGUGAUGCCAUAGAGAAAUUGCAAGCGGAAUACCCAGACAUCAAUCGAUUGAUUUAUUAAAAUAUUUUUUUACAGUGACUGGAUUGACGGUUGUUAUUAGAUUGUGCCAAGUUCAUUAACUGUGAUAAACAAUUAUAUACAUGUAUAUACGGGAUUUUAAAGUCUUAAUCAUUUUAUACUAAAUUCACACAUCCAUUGUAGAAUUCAGAAGAAAAAGAGUGUUUGGAUUAAAACAAGUAAUUCGAUUUGGAUGUAUAUGGACAUGUAAAUACACACCAUCUUUGAUAAAACUGCAACAUAGUAAUGAUAAUGAUUUUCAGAAACAGAGAAAAAUCAUUAUUGUUGUGAAAUGUUAAUGACUUUAAAGAAUCUUGCUAUAAAAAUAAAAAAAAUCUCUUUUUAACCAUUUUUGUUGGGAAGGGGAAUAUGUCAUACAUGUAAUUACCAGUGAGAUCUCUUUU
Messenger RNA from Saccostrea cuccullata (small rock oyster), 2370 nucleotides. RefSeq lists its product as uncharacterized. NCBI's taxonomy places the organism in Eukaryota, Metazoa, Mollusca, Bivalvia, Ostreida, Ostreidae. The transcript has 12 exons. The record is from RefSeq and is a predicted model, not a curated record. Gene Ontology annotation, biological process: signal transduction. The coding region runs from base 26 to 1969 and encodes 647 amino acids.